AUGCAUAAUAAUGAUGAAAUCGACAAAGACACCAAGAAGCCAGAAAUGAUUAUGGAUUAUAAUACCACCAAAGGAAGAGUUGAUACUGUCGACAAAUUAUGCGCCAGUUAUUCGGCGAAAAGAGUAGCAAGAAGAUGCCCGAUGGUAAUUUUUUAUCACAUAAUGAACAUAGCUGGGAUCAACACUCAGAUAUUGUUUACUUCAGGAUUACCAUCAGAAGCUGCUGAUCGAAGAAUUUUCUUUCUAAAAAAUCUAGCUCAAGAUCUGAUGAAAGAACAAUUGUAUGCCAAGUCAGAGAUAAAAAAUCUUCUCAUUGACGUAAAAGCUUUUAUAAGCCUUCGUUUUCCGAAAAGAUCUAUUGAAGACGUCGAAGAGGCGGCUACCUCUUCAGAUGCAGUGCCCACAUAA
Diorhabda sublineata is the source of this 408-nucleotide messenger RNA. RefSeq names its product piggyBac transposable element-derived protein 4-like. The transcript has a single exon. Bases 1 to 408 code for a protein of 135 amino acids. Lineage: Eukaryota; Metazoa; Arthropoda; Insecta; Coleoptera; Chrysomelidae. The record is from RefSeq and is a predicted model, not a curated record.